AUCUGGAAAAUCAAUUUAGCAAAUUAUACGCGGCUCUUCUGUUCGACAAUUUUGCGACUGUUGCAAACUCGAAUCGCAAGUAAUGGAACGUUCGGAAGGAAUUGGUGUUUUACGGCGUUGUGAUCCGCGUGUGCGUCCUCGCGCACAAGGAGCCGUGAGUCAUCGGCGAGGGAGCGUGCUAGCUCGCUUGCAUCGGGUCUCGCCUCUUUCUGCCAACUCGCACGACACGCCGCGCGUACACGUGCUCGGACGAUAUGCGGCAGUGUAGGGCCGGCGAGCAUCGUCGCACGAGUUCGUCUCGCCUUUUGACCGUCCACGUCGUGGAUUCGUUCCGACGUCGCCCAGUCGGCGAGUCGACGCUCGCCCGGCCAACUGGAGCGUCCUCUUCCAGUUUCGGCUUGGAUCGAGCACCGGUGACGUCGCCUAUCGCCUGUUGCGUAACUCGUUCGGCGUAGUAGUGCGGCGCGUGGGACGAUUCCAAGCUGGUCGAGAUCCGGGAGAUCGGUGCGCGUACCUGUUGCGUUGCUUCGUUGUUGGAAUCGUGGAUUUAUUGGACGGCGAGGAGAAGUGCGCGCGUGUGCGAUUGCCAGUGGUGAUCCCCGACGGAAUAUUCCCGUGCAAUUUCGUUUCGGAAGGAUCCGUUGUGGUAUCGACGUUUGCCUGGACGAUGCCUUGGGAUCGGUAGCAUUUCCACCUGAGUGAAGGGUAAAAAAGGAUCGUGGUUAGACGACGGGUUUUAUAACUCGGAUCGGUGGACUAGAUUUUCGAGUGGAGCGGUCUUUUCGAUCGAUUCUGGUCGAACACCUGUUGCUCCGCGUCCGAAAAUUUCACCGAGACGCGAGAGCUCGGUCCAAUCUUUCUCUUUCGAGAACGAUCCAUCUACCCCUCGUAAACGCAAUUUAUCCUUCGUUAUGUAUCCUAGUGAAAAAUAUCAAGCGCGACGUCGUACAGUCGGUGCUCGAUGAUUCAUUAAAAUUGCACGUGCCGCGGGGAGGGGAGUCGCGGAAGGAAGAGAUUAAACAAAAUGCAGACGAUGAACGUUUGUCUCGCGGCAGGUUCGCGUAUAUCACCGUACGAAACGCGUUUAUCAUUCGCGUUAACUCGGUCGCGUACGAUUAACGCCAUGUUUCUUUCGUAUCGCGCCCCGGCAAAUGUUCGUCCGCGAUCUUUUAUUAUACCUUCGCUCCUUCGUCUCCCGCCCCGCAACUUUCCGAGUCCGCUUUCGAUUCUUAAUUUUAGACAUAUUUCAAAAUAUGUAAUAGCUUCGCGCUAUUCGUUUCUGGCACCGGACCGUCUGAGUAAUAUCGUAAUUUUUGAAAAACGAAAAACCUCGUUUUUAACAAUUGCCGCUUGCCUAAGGUCGACCACAGACCUUCGUUCUAUUCCGCGAUUUUGCGUACGGCAUAGUUUCGUAAAAUCCCGUCUAUUUUUAUUGUUUCGUAAUAUUUCGAAUUAUUUCGACACGGAGGGAGAAACGUGAAGAAAUCCGCGGGCCACUACUCACCGGUUAGUUAUGCAGGUCUAGUUUAUUUCGAGUGGAAAACACUGGUGAACGAUUAAAAUUCCCCGUGUCAACCGUCGCCCGGUGCCCGCAGAGGCAUUCCUCUCACGAACUUUGACGACCAUCUCCCCGCGUAAAAAAGUUGGCGGUUUGUCGGCCAACGGAAAAAUAUCGCGAAGACAAGCGGUUGAUGGGCGGGGAAUGUCGAAACAUCGAAUGGAGGGAGAAAGAAAGAAAGAAAGAAAGAAAGAAAGAAAGAAAGGAAAAAAGAGAGUCGUUUAGCAACGUGUGCCGCGAGAUCGCGCGCGGAAUUGGCGCAAUCCCGUUCCCCGUUUGCACUCGAUGAAAUAUCGGAUAACGAAAAUUCAAGCGGGUCGUAUCGACGCCCGUUCUCUUUCUCGUUUCGCGAGAUUUAAGACUCGGGUAUCGAGCUGGCCGGCGCGGGUGCCUCUCGCGCUCGAGCGUCUAUUUUAAAUCGGCCCACCUAUCGCGUUUUUAAACGCUCUAAACGGUGAUUUACAACCUACGUGCACCCACCUCCCGCGGCUGUUCCCGCUUCCGAAAACACGAUAAAAGCCUAUUUUCGGUCCGGCCAAUGCCGCCACCGUCCCUGCCCUUUUCCAACCAACAAUCUCGCGGCUGACCAUCUCGCUCCUCUCCGACUCUUCUCACCGGGAUGAAAAACCAGGACGACACCCUCGAAAGAAUCGACCAAGGAGGAAAAGCUUCUAUUAUUCUUCGGACGAUUAAGUUUGGAGAAAAUGGCGAGCGACGGUUAUAUUUCGUCGAUUCGAGAAUAAAUGUUUGCUUUGUGUACGCGCGCAUACGUAGACGCGGCUUUGAAGUUGGCGCGUCUUUCGUGCGUGUCAGCAUUUUUGCUUUGAUCAUCGCUAUCUUCGAGGCCCGGCGAGAGAUCGGCGCCGAUCGAGCCGUUCCCCUUACGGGGGAAUCCAAGGAAAGGACCGCUCCGUUUCCUCGGACGUCCCUCGCCUUGGCUAUUCCACCGAUCUUCUCUCUCUCUCUCUCUCUACGUCACCUUGAGGAAUCCUUCGAUUUCACGCUCGCCGAUUGCACAUCGUACGUGUUACGUACGUCUCGUUGAACGAUCGGCCAAUAAUUGCACGGAUUAUUAUGCGCGAUGACACGUGGCAGGUGCUCGGUCACGUGUGAGUCCGACAAGAUGUCGGUCACCCACGCGUGCUGCGCAGUGAGAUCACCUUUAUACUUCGACUUUCUUAGUCACUGGUCUAAGCGUGUCGUCCACGAUCCACGGGCUUUUGAUUCGAACCACGGAAACGCUCGAAACGUUUUCCGGCCAAAAAGCAUCUUUAACGCGCAUAACAUCAUCUGACAUCAUCGCUCUAAGUUGCUGGAGUUGCAACUGCGGCCCAGGACGCGUCCAACUUUUCCGGCGCCGUUUAUUGAAUCGUCCUUGCGGCUUAUAUCGUUCGUUACAUCCGUCCAACCGCGAUUAAUUUACGCGUUUACCAACGUUUCCACGAAUCAGUCCGCGAACUCUUUGGGGAAGAGUUUCGUCUCGUUUCUAUCCUGUCUCGUUGGAAACAAUUCUAUCCACUCCCCUAUCCAAUUUUCCGCACGAUUGUACGAUUUCACGGGGGAGACCAAAUCCGCCCUAAAUGAUGGACGACGUUGUUGCACAGACGACUCGACGAAUGGCUAAAGAUCGAAAUCGCGUGGUGAUUUCGAUGCCCGAAUUGAUUUAUAUCCGAUCUAGUCUCACGAAACGUUUUCCUAUCGGUUAUUGCAUUGGAAAACGCUCCAACGUCAUAGUUUUUCUCGUUAUCCGUGUGCACUACGGACAGAUGUUUUCCGUCGCUUGUUUUUCCACUAAUCGAUGAAAUCUCGAGUACGUGACAUAAAUUUGAAAAAGCUGUCGUUUUAUCACGGAUAAAAAAUAGUUAUUACGCUCGUUCGGUUCGUGUUUUAAGAAACGUGAACUUUUUCAGGGAAUUGUAAAAGAUCUCUGUCAACAGUGGAAACAGCUCGUUAGAAAGCGUUCGUAUAUGCCGUGUGUGAUUCUAGUGUACCCAUGGAAAGGGUAGCCAAUGACAUUUCUGGCAAAUAUCACGGUCGCCCUAACGUAACCUUUUUUUUUUCUUCUCUUUUUUUUACAACGUCUCCCGAAUAUCGCUUAGCGGAACGGUUAUAAGCCAAUGGGCAAACAAAUCGCAACGACAACCUUUUUGUUUUUUCUUUCCUUUCUUUCUUUCUUUCUUUUUUUUUUUCAAGGAUCUUUCGAAAGAAACCGACGACGAAUUUGUUCCUCGCCCGAAUUUUUCCACGUCAUUCCCGACACGGGUAUCCGAGUUGAAACGAAGCGAGGUGAAUCACGAAGCUAGGCUGUUGGCAGAAGUUGGCUUCGAUUUUGCCAGAAGCCAGUAAAAAAGCGUUACACGCGGCCGCGCGUCACGUUCACGGAUAUUUAUUUGUCGGAACGAGGGGGGGAAAGGCGCGUGAAUGGCGGGAUACGAAACGAUCACGCGACAUUCUAUGUGUGUCAAAGCUCUAUAUUUAAUAUUCGAUAUAAGCGAGUCACCAUCGGUCACGGCACGCGGCCCCUGCUAUUUAUUUGGCUUAACCGUCUGUAAAGUAGCGGGAAAUUUAUCCACUAUAAACCGGCAAUAACUCCAGCGCUGGUAAACACUUCGAUAAUUCACUGGACUAUCUUCGGUUGCCUAAAACAAACUACUAAAUUCCGAAGAUCGAUCGGGCGGCCGUGUAUCAAAUGCAAACAAGAACGGCGAUGAUCAUUAACCUGUCACCAAAAUGUUAUACGCCGUCGUUUCCUUCGUUAGGGACCCGUUUCUGAGGGAUCUAUCCUCGCCAAUUUUUUCAAAAAUCUUACACCUUCUCACUUACUCUCUGAACCGAUAAUCUUUCCUCCUCGUAAAACUGCGAUUUCGGAAUUUUCUCGCCAAUCCGAUUCGAUAUCAAGAAUGUUUAAUAAAUACAUCUUCGAACAAUAUUUACAACUCUAAUGCAUACUUUUAUCAAUUAUCUUAUCGUAAGGAAGGAAAUUACGCAUUUUGAUGAACUACGUCCCAAGUGUCGGAUUCACGUGCGUUUACAUUACUUACCAGUGACUCGAAAGAAAUCUUUUUAUCGAUACGAAAAAAAUUAAAACCGACGCAAUCAAUCAAAUUGAUCGAUCAUGCUUGCAAUAAUUGUAAUAAAACUUUACUCCCCUGUGAAUCGCGCGUACGAACGAAACGACGUCAUCGAGCAUCCCCAGCAAACGGACGAUUCCGUGCUCGUUCGCGUAUCUCGAAACCAGACAGACCCAAAAUCUUGGCGUACAACUCCGGCGCAACGAGACAUGCAACGCGACGUCUUUCCUCUUCUCUUUUCAAUACCGUUAUAUACGCUUAUAACGCGACACGCACGUCUCGUAAGAUGUUUAAACGCGUAACGUUUACAUCUCGAUCGUUAUCGCGGGCGAAUAAAAGAGCGUUACACUCGCGCGGCGCGAUCAUAUCGGAGCCGUGGAUCGCGGCUGUACUCGGCCGCGUGUCGUGGUCGUGGUCGUCGCACGGGAAUGCGGCGCGUGGGUGAGGAAAGCACGCGAGGGGUUGGAAUUCCUGGCGAAAGCGUGCCGUGUUCUCCUCGUUUACACGGCUUUUCUGCGCGCGCGUGUGUGUCUCUCUUCGCGAAACCUUUGCGCGUCGGAGAAGAAGAUUUCGCUUUUCCUUUUCUUUUUUUCCCUCUUUCUUUCCAACUCACUCGAGUACAACGAACUCGACGAUGUUUGAUGUCUGCGUCGGUGAUUUUGAUAAGCGGAUUACAUACUGGUGGCACAAAGUGCGAUCCCUGGUGAAAAUGUAAGAGGGAGGAACGUGGGGAGCGAGAUACGUGGAAUGUUUCGUGACGUAUCUUUUUUUUUUUUUUCUUUUGAAUUGGAAUUUGGUGUGGAAAGCGUAGGGGCCGUGGACGAUUUUCAUUAACGCUGGCAUCGCGACAGAAGAAGGCGCGCGUUAAGUAACAGCAUCGGUAGACGCUGAUAAAUUAUUCCGAUUAAAAUAAAUUGAAAGAUAGCCGGGGACGUGCCGCGCGCACGUAGGCGUUCAUUCACUCGCCGAUAAUAUUUUCUAACAUACCGAUUGCGACACAAUCGUCAAUCGGCGGAUUGUUUUCGUCAGCCGCGUAUUUUCUCGAAUCCCCCUCCUCCUCGUCCGUAUCUCCGAACCGAAGCGAAUUCCACGACGUACAUACGUAAACGUGGAAAAAAAAAAAGAAAAAAGAAAACGAAAGCCGUCUCUCCGUUUCUGCUCGGAUGGAACGGAUCUUGCAACGUUUUUCUUCUCGAAACGAAAAAGAAUAAAAAAAGAAAAAAAAACAAAAGAAAAAGGAAGCAGGGAGAUACUUUUUCGACGGAAGGAAGAGGAAAGCGGGGAGGCUCGAUGCGAUAUCACGCUCGGGCUGAAAGCGAAAGGGGGGACCCCUCGACUUUCGAGAAGCCUUUUCUGAAAGCGGAGGCGUCCCGGCUCCGGAGGAAGCGAUCAACGGGGCCAUUAUAUCCCGGGGCAGCGAUAAAUCACCGAGGAAGCGCGUAAAACCGAGCCACGAGCUCUUCUCCAGCCACGAUCAGCUGGCAUUGACAGCGCGCGAGCGGGGAGACGGAGAGGAAGCUGGACGAUUUCAAUCCGCGCGUUAACGGGUUACCAGCGGUUAGCGAACAGUGCGUAUAUCCCUGCCUUCCCUGCCGGACGUGCGUUCCUCGGUGCGUGAGCAGCGCGCGCGUAAUAUCGUCCGUUUCUCUCGAGCCGUGGUCGUCUCGCUCGCUCGCUCGCUCCACCGAUCGCGCGCUAAAUUUAGAGUAUGAUCGACCGGUUGUUCGCGCUAUCGGGACAAAUAACCCGGCGAUAAAGUCGCGCGGCUCGAGAACAGGCUUGAAAACCGACAAGAGCGCACACACACAGAGAGAGAGAGAGAGAGAGAGUGCGUGUGUCAAAUUUGUUCGAUUCGCGAGGCCUCGAAACCCUCUUUCUCGUUCUCUCCUCUUCUCGAGACAACUUGUCCUCCGAGUUUUCCCUCUCGCGCGGUAGUUCAAUCGUUGGAGAAUCGGUGUCGCGUUUCCACGUGGCGAGCACGUGCGACGUCGACGUGUGUGCGUGCGUGCGUGUGUGCGUGUACACGCAUACACGAGCGAGACAACGAUGGGCGCCAAGUGGGAGAGCUCGAGUUAUACCGCUCGAAUUCUUGGAAAAGAGGAGGCCGUUUGCCACGGAAAUCGGUGAGUCGAUGAUCGAUGGAAUUUCGCAACGGAAUACGAAAAAAUUCGGAUGGACGAAUUUGCUCUCGAAUCGUUGGAGGGGGAGAAAGAGCCCUGGUUCCCAUGGAUCGAUGGAUCUUGGAAAAUUGGAUAUUGAAAUGUACGAGAUAUAAGGGGAGGUGACGUCACGUAGACCCGCGACGGUUCAAUCCGCGGCGGAAUUAAGUUUACGAAAGCGAAAUGGUGAGCGAAGGCUGGUCGAAAGUGGUCGAAGGCUCGGUUGAGACGGAACAUGGAACAUGUUUGCGUUGUGUCACGUUCCGACUUGUAAAUCCCGCUGGCAGUCGGCCAUCUCCGUAAUGGAGUAAGUUUCUUUGCGGUUACGACAAAUAAACAUAUCGCGGCUAUUGUGACAGUCGACGUCUUUUCGACGUCCCGAUCCUUUUACACCCGCCUCCUCGAUUUCCACCGGCCCUCCCUCCCUCUCUCCCUCUCGAAACGGGAGAAAGAGAAACGACUUUCGCACGGAAAUUCUUGUACCACCUUGUCGCGAAGCUCGAUAAUUCAAUUAGAAGUCUUAGGCUGUAAGGAUUCCUCGCAUCUGAGAAACCCGACGUGUAUCGUUCUCUCUACUUAGGGCGCGUGAAACGUGACUUACCGAUUAAACACCAACCCGUCAACUGAUUAACCGAGCUCGUCGAUAAUAUUAGAUCCAUCGAGAUAACGAUUUUUUUUUCCGAUUUGAUAUCGCCUUCGUCGCGUUUAAAAAAUUCUUCCGAUUCUUUUUUCUAUUAAUCUGAACAGACACGUUGGAGAUUGAGUAAUUUCGAUUAAAGAAAAUGGGAUGAAUACGGAAAGCCAUAGAAUAGGCGAGAAUCGGAAAAAUUGUUCCUACUCGCAGCAGAAUAUUAUAACGAUAAGCCAAGGAUAAAGCGCUUUCGAGAAUCCGAUUGUAUGCAAAUGCGCGUUAAACGUCCUUUCAAAGCACGCUACGCUUCAAGGGACGGCAACGCUUCACCGAAGCCGGAGAUAACGAGGUUACACGUUGAUAAUCCUUAUCGACGAGGACACCACACUCGAUGCUCGUAGCCUCAGUCGUGGUCUCGGUACCCUGUCGAACGCGCCACGUUGUACGCGUCUCACGUGCUCGCGCCAAAGUGUCUCGUUCGUUUUCCAAAGCGAAUCCCUUCCAGAGUUUUUCGAUUCGUUACCCAUCCGAGUCGUUGCUUCGUUAUUUCGAGAUAAGGUUGAAAAGGAGAAAAAGGAAAAAGAUACUCGGCGUUUUUCCAGCGAUCGCGGUAAAUAACCAGGGGCGAUAAGAUCUUUGAACUUAGGAAAUAAGGAGGGAGGCGAUUAGAGGCGAGGCCGAGGCGAUUGCAGCUGCCAGACGGCAGCUAGGCGGCAGAGUCAAAGUCCGACUCAACGUCGGCUGAGGUUCUCUGUUCGUUCGAUCCAGCGGCCGUUUCAGCCCGCUCUCUACGCGCCGCGGCUUCCAAGUUUCGAUCAGAACCGCUUUCGAACCGCUCGCGAUCGCGGCACUCGACGAUCCGCGUGACGCAUCCAACGAGCACGCGAGCCGGGCUACGAAUUAGACUCGACUCGAGAGGCGAAAGAAUCCGAAAAGGAGCGACGCACGUAACUCGAGCGUGAAGAAUACGAGAAUGGGACGGAUGAUAUCGCUAUGGUCGGUCGAUAGAUGGGAGAAGGCAGAUGUCGUUUAUCUCGGGGCGACAGGUAGCGAUGACACGAACCACCGUACGAUUCGGAACAACGGUGCGCGUAAUGCAAUGCGACGAGCGAAGGUCGGCCGCCGCGGCUUCUGUUCUCUCCGAGCGAAACGCCGCGCUGCUGGAGGACGACCAGCCAGCUCAGCCAGUCGAAAGUCGCGCGCGGAUCGCGACGCGCGACCUGCUUUCCGAUCGAUCGUUUCCACCGCAACAUAACGAGAAAUUCUUUUCUCAAAAAGCUGCCUCGUUCGAAUUCGCGCGCUUACUAAUUAGCUUACUCAGAGGCGAGCGAGGAGGAAGAAAAAUCGAUCGGAGGAGGGAAAAAGCGGUUGAAUUCGGGCGCGUUUCGUCGAUUCCGUUCCACGGCGAAUAGGCAUCACGUGCGUCGCGCAGAUCAUCGCGUCGCGAGCGAGACGACGGCUCGAGGAAGGCUGGCCGACCGUAGUAGAUUCCGUAACCGCAUUAAGUUAAUUCGAUUUGUCGGACAGGGGGAAUCCAACGAGACGCUCGCCCGUUCAGCCGACUAUUGGCCUCAUUCGCUCGUGUUCGGUUUCAGUGUUGUCGCCGGCGAAGGUCGAGCCGCUUCCACCCGCUUUCGUUCCCCGAGACCCAUCGCUCCGCGAAUCGUUCCUCUUAUCUCGAGUUCGUACGGGAGUACGGACCGCGUUUGUUUUCCAACGAUAAGCCUUCCAUUAAACACCGAGGACCGCGGGAGGGGGAGCCGCUUUAUUAGCAACGGCCGGAACGAUUUCACCUUCGAGUCGAGUUGGCCGAGAUCGAUAUAGCCGCGCGUACGCGAGUGGCCGGAGAGGAUGGUUUGGGACGACGGAUUGUCCGUGAAGGAGCUGACCGAGAUGAGGAAGAAAACCCCUCGAUUCCCCUCGCGGGAACGAAAUUUCGCGAUGAGGAGACGGGGAGUGAGGAGGACGUUCUCUUUGAGCCUGGGCGGUCUAACGCCGCUGCCAGGCGCGCAGCUGGAUAUUCACGAAGAGGAACGUGCCAACGACAACUCCACCCACGAUCGAUCCUGCAACAGUGACGUUUGUCAACCAAAGAACUGCACCAGUUGCAAGUGUCCCCGUGAGGCGCACGAUGUGUGCCACGAGGAAUGGGUGUCGGUCAGGUCUCGUUUGGGCCUGAAAGGCGAGGAAUCUUCGUGUCCGGCUACUUUCGACCCUAGGGGGAAAGGCCUCGCCUGGGCUCCUCCUGGUCUACCAGCUCACAAGGUGGAGGAAUACUUUUCCAUGCUACCGGAAAAAUCCGUGCCUAGGUUAGGUACGCCCGGAGAACGAUACAGGGAUCGACAAUUGGCAUUUCAGCUGCCUAAGCAGGACUUAGCCAGAGCUUAUUGUCGCCACUUGAAUCCGAAACAUGCCAGCAGUGCUGACGAUUUUAUGGCGGCAAGGAACGAGAUCGCGUUGGAUAUCGGAAGCGUACAGGAAGUGCUUGAAAGAGAUGUUGAUUGCGGUGCGUGUCACACGCCAUUGAAAUACGGCACCCUUGCCGUAUCUGCGAGCAAAUUGGGUCUUUUAUACCAUCCUGCGUGCUUUCGUUGCACCGAGUGUAAGGAACUUCUCGUCGAUCUUGCUUAUUGCGUACACGACGACACGCUAUUCUGUGAAAGACAUUAUGCCGAACAAUUGAAACCAAGGUGCGCGGCUUGCGACGAGUUGAUUUUCAGUGGCGAGUACACGAAGGCGAUGAGCAAGGAUUGGCACAGCGGCCACUUCUGUUGCUGGCAGUGCGACGAGUCUUUGACCGGGCAACGCUACGUGCUGAGGGACGAGCACCCUUACUGCAUCAAGUGCUACGAGAGCGUAUUCGCGAAUGGGUGCGAGGAGUGCAACAAAAUCAUCGGUAUCGAUUCCAAGGAUUUGUCGUACAAGGAUAAGCAUUGGCACGAGGCCUGUUUCCUGUGCAACAGGUGCAGGGUGUCCUUGGUGGACAAACAGUUCGGUAGCAAGGUGGACAAGAUCUACUGCGGGAAUUGUUACGACGCCCAAUUCGCCAGCCGUUGCGAUGGAUGCGGCGAGAUCUUCCGUGCCGGUACGAAGAAGAUGGAGUACAAGACCAGGCAGUGGCACGAGAAGUGCUUCUGCUGCGUGGUAUGCAAGAACCCGAUCGGGACUAAGAGCUUCAUCCCGCGCGAGCAAGAGAUCUAUUGCGCCGCUUGCUACGAGGACAAGUUUGCCACUCGAUGCGUUAAGUGCAACAAGAUCAUCACCAGCGGUGGGGUAACGUAUAAGAACGAGCCGUGGCACAGAGACUGCUUCACCUGUAGCAACUGUAACAAUUCCCUGGCUGGCCAGCGAUUCACGUCUCGCGACGACAAGCCCUAUUGCGCCGAUUGUUUCGGAGAACUGUUCGCCAAGAGAUGCACCGCCUGCUCCAAACCGAUCACAGGCAUUGGCGGAACUCGCUUCAUCUCUUUCGAGGACAGGCAUUGGCAUAACGACUGUUUCAUCUGCGCGGGUUGCAAGACCUCGUUGGUCGGCCGCGGUUUCAUCACCGACGGCGAAGACAUCAUCUGCCCCGAUUGCGCCAAGAUGAAGCUCAUGUAAACGUCAUUUCCGUGGUGCGAAACAACAUCGAGCGAAGAGGAAACGAACGAGAAGAAAGGGAGAGGGGGGAAGAAGAGAAUUUGAUCAAUGAGAUUCAACGGUGUCCAGCUUGUGUAACGCGAAUAUAUAUAAUAUAUAUCCUCGCUAAGAUUUUUGCCUUCGAAACAAAGAGAGACUCCGCUUCGGGAAAAGAAAGGUAGAAAGUCGAUCAAUCUUGACGAUGAUCGAAUUGAGCUUGUUCACCACCCUUGAAACAAGGAAUAUCGCGAUAAAAAUUAUCGUGUUUCUCUAAUAUUCGAUAUUAUAUUUUCAGGAGAUAUAUAUUAUAUAUUAUACGUGUCCAUAGCAGAGAAAUGCUGUACUUUUUAUCGAGGAGGGAAAAAACGGAAGAAAACAAUCGGAUAUCCUUGUGCGACAAUUUUUUUCGCAUAGAUAAACGAUAGCUCUCUGUUUUUCUCGAUAUUCAGUGUAUCGAGUUUUCGUACGCGGUAUUUUCUCGAAGCGGAGAACGCGAGCUGACACGGGGGUACUUGCUAGCUUCGUAGUUUUUUAGAGGCCUUUUUUAGUCACAUUUGCGAUUCCGAUUAUUCCCGAUUUCUCCCUCGCGCAAAUGAUCGUGAUCGAGGAGAAACCAAGAACCGAGGGUGUUUAAACGGAAUAUCGAACGUAUAAAAUAUUCGCGCGUUGCAGAAACUUCGAAGAAAGUUGCUUAGAAGAAGAAUUCGAGAAUCAAAUCGCCUUAACGUUAUAAUUAAUGUGGUCGAGUGUUGAAAUUAUAUAUAUUUGGAGAAUGGAACGAAGCUACGUACUGUCGUGAUGAUGUUUAACGUUAUUGUUUUUUUUUCUUCUUCUUUUCGCUUUGUACACAAUGAUAGAAAAAAGCGCGACAAGAAUAAACGCGAGGAAAUAAAAAUGAAAAAAAAAA
This is a messenger RNA of Apis cerana (Asiatic honeybee), 11944 nucleotides long. RefSeq names its product four and a half LIM domains protein limpet (gene Lmpt). Gene Ontology annotation, molecular function: zinc ion binding; transcription coregulator activity. The record is from RefSeq and is a predicted model, not a curated record. Lineage: Eukaryota; Metazoa; Arthropoda; Insecta; Hymenoptera; Apidae. Gene Ontology annotation, cellular component: Z disc; nucleus.